AGCAGUGUGGACGAGGACAAAGUCGGAGGAGCGGCAGGAUUUAUUGAGCACCAACAGAGGAAGAGGAGGAGAGAGAGGAGGAAGAGAACCAAGGAACAUGCGGUGUGUCAGCUCCGAGGAUCACUGCUGCUGCUGCUAUGCAUGCUGGUCUUGUCCACCUCGACAGGAAGUCGGACAGGAAGUGCCCGGAUCAGGAAAAGAGGGCUCAAUCAGAAGGACUAUGAGUACCCCAGCCAGUCCCAGACUACGCAGCACCAGAAGAACGACCGCUGCCCCCCCCCUCCCCAGAUGCUUCCGGAGCGGGCGUGCGAGGUGCCGGGGUGUCGCUCCGACUCGGAAUGCGAGCGUCACAAACGCUGCUGCUACAACGGCUGCAUCUACGCCUGCCUGGAGUCUGUCCAGCCCCCUCCUGUGCUGGACUGGCUGGUUCAGCCGAAACCUCGCUGGCUGGGGGGCAACGGCUGGCUGCUGGAUGGACCAGAGGAGGUGCUGCAAGCGGAGGCCUGCAGCACCACUGAGGACGGGGACGAGCCCCUCCACUGCCCCACCGGGUACGAGUGCCACAUCAUCAACCCAGGCAACCCUGCAGCAGGCAUCCCCAACCGGGGCCAGUGCAUCAAGCAGAGAGGCAACUCUGAUGGUCGAAGCCUAAGGCACAAACACUUCAAAGACUACAAGGAUUACUUGGGUAAGUAAGGAAGUAGCACCAACAACGCAGUAGGCUAUGAGAAACACCACCACAAGCACCUGGGAUGAGCUUGCUCUCCUGGCUUCACUACCUCCUCCCCCCCUGAACUGCUCAGCUGACCUGGUUACAGUGGACUCUGGGCUAUGGAAUAACGUACCAUACUUAACACUUGGUUCUCUCUUGAAUUAUACUCUUCCAGGGCAGGAAAUGAGUGCUAGAGAAAAAAUGGGACAAAACACCAAGGGGACUGUUUGAAACUAGGAAAUAAUAACAUGUGUUCCAACACACACACACAUCCUAAACCUCUCAUGAACACACACUUAUAGUCACUAAACACACAUUCUUGCUAUUUACCCCACCCCCCCACACACUUCCUGAAUCAUAGAGGCCCACUGAUUACCGGUCAGCAGGAUAUUAGGACCAUGUGGUGUUUUGAAACCCUAAAAUCACCAUGUCCAGAAUAGUUUGCUGAAAUCUCACCUUCAGGCACACCAGCUAGCAGAAAGUAUGUAUUAUUCUUCAUAUCCACCUGCCUUGUUCUCCUAAUUAAAUCUGUCCUAUUUUAGAGUAUAUCCUGGCUGUGUGGUCAUGUAAGAGGCUGUCUAUGGUGAGUGUGUUGUUAGAAUUCAUAAACACUUGGGAAACAGUGGCUCUCUUGAACCAGUGCAGUUUGCAUCCACUGCAGUACAGGGCUUUAUUAACAUGGUGCUCAUUCACAAAGCUAUCUACCAACAGGAUCAUAAGCUCAACAACCUCAACUCCAUAAAGUAUCAUAAGCUAGAGGUUUGAACUCAAUUUCCAUAUGGCCAUCUGCAUCAUGUCCAACUGGUGCUGUGACACUACCUUGUGUAUUCUUAAUAAAACAGAUUUACUUUCGA
Molecule: messenger RNA, 1566 nt
Organism: Osmerus eperlanus (European smelt)
Lineage: Eukaryota; Metazoa; Chordata; Actinopteri; Osmeriformes; Osmeridae
Gene: wfdc1
Product: WAP four-disulfide core domain 1
Exons: 7
Coding region: 142-696 (184 amino acids)
Biological process (GO): regulation of cell growth
Cellular component (GO): extracellular region
Molecular function (GO): peptidase inhibitor activity
Source: RefSeq, a predicted model, not a curated record